CAGCGCCUGAGCUGCGGACACGGGUUAUCGCUUUGGCGUCUGUCACUUCUGUCGCCACCUCCUCUGCCACCAAGACUGGCCUCCGUCAUGAACCCCGACCUUCGCAAGGAGCGGGCCGCCGCCACCUUCAAUCCGGAGUUAAUCACGUACAUCUUGGAUGGCAGUCCGGAGAACACCCGGCGCCGUCGAGAAAUCGAGAACUUGAUUCUGAACGACCCAGACUUCCAGCAUGAAGACUAUAACUUCCUUACUCGAAGCCAGCGUUACGAAGUGGCUGUUAAGAAGAGUGCCACCAUGGUGAAGAAGAUGAGAGAAUUUGGCAUCUCAGACCCUGAAGAAAUCAUGUGGUUUAAAAAACUACAUUUGGUCAAUUUUGUGGAACCUGUUGGCCUCAAUUACUCCAUGUUUAUUCCUACCUUGCUGAAUCAGGGCACCACUGCCCAGCAGGAGAAAUGGAUGCACCCUGCCCAAGAACUCCAGAUAAUUGGCACCUACGUCCAGACGGAGAUGGGCCACGGAACUCACCUCCGGGGCCUGGAGACCACGGCCACAUACGACCCCAAGACCCAGGAGUUCAUACUCAACAGCCCCACCGUGACUUCCAUCAAGUGGUGGCCUGGGGGACUUGGGAAGACUUCCAAUCAUGCGAUAGUUCUGGCUCAGCUCAUCACUCAAGGGGAGUCCUACGGCUUACACGCCUUUGUUGUCCCUAUCCGUGAAAUUGGGACCCACAAGCCCUUGCCAGGCAUCACUGUUGGAGAUAUCGGCCCCAAGUUUGGUUAUGAAGAAAUGGAUAAUGGCUACCUGAAGAUGGACAAUUACCGUAUCCCUAGAGAGAACAUGUUGAUGAAGUAUGCCCAGGUCAAGCCUGAUGGCACGUAUGUAAAGCCUUUGAGUAACAAGCUGACGUAUGGGACCAUGGUUUUCGUCAGGUCCUUCCUUGUGGGAAGUGCAGCUCAGAGUCUGUCCAAGGCGUGCACCAUUGCCAUCCGGUACAGCGCUGUGAGACACCAGUCUGAAAUCAAGCCAAGUGACCCGGAACCACAGAUUUUGGAUUUUCAAACCCAGCAGUAUAAACUCUUCCCGCUCCUGGCCACUGCCUAUGCCUUCCACUUUGUAGGACGAUACAUCAAGGAGACCUACCUUCGAAUUAAUGAGAGCAUUGGUCAAGGGGACCUGAGUGAGCUGCCUGAGCUUCAUGCCCUCACCGCUGGGCUGAAGGCUUUUACUACCUGGACAGCCAACGCUGGGAUCGAAGAAUGUCGAAUGGCUUGCGGUGGGCACGGCUACUCUCACAGCAGUGGGAUUCCAAACAUUUACGUCACGUUUACCCCAGCCUGCACCUUUGAGGGAGAGAACACUGUUAUGAUGCUACAGACAGCUAGGUUCUUGAUGAAAAUCUAUGACCAGGUGCAGUCGGGGAAGUUGGUGGGUGGUAUGGUCUCGUACUUGAAUGACCUGCCGAGUCAGCGGAUCCAGCCACAGCAGGUGGCAGUCUGGCCAACUAUGGUGGACAUCAACAGUCUGGACAGCCUGACCGAGGCCUACAAGCUUCGUGCAGCCAGAUUGGUAGAAAUUGCUGCAAAAAACCUUCAGACUCAAGUGAGUCACAGGAAGAGCAAGGAAGUAGCGUGGAACUUGACUUCUGUCGACCUUGUUCGAGCAAGUGAGGCGCACUGCCACUACGUGACCGUUAAGAUCUUUUCAGAUAAACUCCCCAAGAUUCAAGACAAAGCCGUGCAAGCUGUGCUGAGGAAUCUGUGUCUCUUAUAUUCUCUCUAUGGGAUCAGCCAGAAAGGAGGAGAUUUUCUUGAGGGGAACAUCAUCACAGGGGCUCAGAUGUCACAAGUCAACGGUCGGAUACUGGAGCUGCUCACACUGAUCCGCCCCAAUGCUGUCGCUUUGGUGGACGCCUUUGACUUUAAGGACGUGACACUCGGCUCUGUUCUCGGCCGCUAUGAUGGGAAUGUGUAUGAAAACUUGUUUGAGUGGGCCAAGAAAUCCCCACUGAACAAAACAGAGGUCCACGAAUCUUACCACAAGCACUUGAAGCCCCUGCAGUCCAAGCUUUGAAGCUUUCCUGGGGACAAGUCUGAGCUCCACAAAGCAACGGAAAAUCUCUCCUUGAUUGACUAAUCCUUGCGAAAUCGUCAUCAAAUUUGUGUAGCUAUAGAGCAAAUGAUGGGUUGACCUUUUCCUCUCUAUAAGUAAAGAGAAAUGAACAGACUUUAGAGAUUCAAUGAGAAAGUCAGCAUUUUACGUGUAGUAAUGCAGACAGAGACUUAGGAACCCAGAGAGCUUGAGAGCUGUGGGCUUGUGUUUAUUUGUACUGCUGCUAACCUCUGUAGGCCUUGACUCUGGGGGAAUUAACAGAUUAACUACAAAUACUUAGCUAUUUUCACAUUUUUACUGCUAAUCACUGAAUAUAUGUUUUUUAAACAAAGGUGUGAUAUAGAGUAGAACUUUCCAGACUUUCUGAUCUCCCACUAAGAACAGGAGUUUAGGGGCCGGAAACUAAUAGAAACCCUGGUGUGGGUCCGUGGCCGGUACAUAUGCCCCUGCUGCCUGUUGUGUGGGUGUGUCACCCUUUUUAACUGUCACAUUACCAUAGUCAACAAGAGGACUCCUUAAAUUACCUACCCACUGAGAAACCAGAGCUCCCUCCCGAUGGGAGUGAGCACCUGCUCCAGGCUCAGCCUUCCUGGUAGUGGGCCUGCACCCUUUACUCCACCUUCUGACAUAGUUAAGUUGCUUGUCUUUACCUCCAGGCUUUCGCCCAUUGCCUGGGCUUCAAUCAUGGUGGCUGACCUUCCCUUGCUUGCUUGCCUUCUCCUGGAGGAGAUAAUAGAGAUAAUAACCAGUUUUUCUAAGUCUAGGGAGAGCCCUCAGCUAUGGUAUUACUGUAUUUUGGUGACUUUGUUAAGUAAAUUUCCUGGGACAAUCCAGAUUUGAAAGAUUCUGUCUUCUUGUUGUCAUAGCUAUUAAAAUGCUCAGUGGUCACCAAAGUCUUUGACAUAAAAAAAAAUAAAUCGGGGUUGGGGAUUUAGCUCAGUGGUAGAGCGCUUGCCUAGCAAGCGCAAGGCCCUGGGUUCGGUCCUCAGCUCUGAAAAAAAAAAAAAUAAAAAAAAAAAAUAAAUCACUCAGGUCACCUUUUACACCAGAAAUAACAGGAAAGCCCUGGGCCACAGCCAUCUGCUGAGAGUGUUAGCUGAGGAGGUGGAUCAAGAGUGAGUGCUGGCUGUGGGGGUUUCCUGCUGAGCAGCUGCCUCUGUGGUAAGCUGCUAGCAGUCUUAAGAGGCAGUAAAGCGGCCCCUUCAUAUGCACAGCAGCCUCUAUAAUCAUUCUGACUUUAAAGCUGAAACCUGCACCUUUUGUAGUAUAUGUGUGUAUGUAUUUUUUUGUGUGGUGAUUUUUUUUUUUUCUUGAGACAGGGCCCAGAGUGGCCUUGAACUCUGAUCCUCAGCCUCCCAAAUGCUGGGGUUACAGGUGUGUGCCGACAUGCCUGGCUAAUUGGAAUUCUUGGUCCUUAAAAGCACAGUAGAGAGAUCAUUGUAACCUAUAAGUCUGUAUCUGUGACAUUUCUUUUAGAACAGUUCUGAGAACACAGUAUAAAUGGAGUGGAAAUAUCGACCUCUGACAUAAAAUCAAAAACAUCAGAUUUGUUGACACAAGCCUUAACCUUUCUCCUGGAAUGACUGAUAAUCCCUGAAUAUUGACAAUAAACAGUGUGUCACCUUGUUGGGAUUUCUAUUGACAGUAAUUCAUAUUCUGGAAAAUAACAAAUAAAUUUAAAUGACUGAA
Molecule: messenger RNA, 3801 nt
Organism: Grammomys surdaster
Lineage: Eukaryota; Metazoa; Chordata; Mammalia; Rodentia; Muridae
Gene: Acox1
Product: acyl-CoA oxidase 1
Exons: 14
Coding region: 88-2073 (661 amino acids)
Biological process (GO): fatty acid beta-oxidation using acyl-CoA oxidase; lipid homeostasis; very long-chain fatty acid metabolic process
Cellular component (GO): peroxisome
Molecular function (GO): fatty acid binding; FAD binding
Source: RefSeq, a predicted model, not a curated record